AUGCCGCCAUCCGGUCACAAACGACAUCGCGAUGAAGAAAUCAGACAUGGAUCAUCGGUCCAGAAGCGGGAAAAGUAUACUGCAAUUGCUUGCAAUCAAUGCAGGAAGCGAAAGAUCAAAUGUAGCGGCAGUAAGCCCUGUCACCAUUGCAAAUCGUCUGCGGUGGACUGUACAUACCCCGAGAACUGCGACAGCAGUCAACUUCCAAAAACGAAUACUAAAGAAAGAAUGGCCGCGGUUGAAGAGCAAUUAACGACCCUAAUGGAACACAUGAAACAACUUGCAAAUAACGUUCAAGAUAUCCGCGACACCCAGACGACACAAGGUCAUGAGGGCAACACGGCACAUUAUUCUCUACCAUCUGUAGUGGGAAACACUCAUCGAAGAGACAGACCGACAGAGCCGCAGUUCAUAGGCCCGACAAGUUCUGAUUACAACUUCAGCAUGGCCAAAAAUACCCUGCGACAGAUGGGAAUACAAUCAGAAGAUUUGAAUAAUCAGGCCAUGACUUUGACAAGUCCUUUCCCAAGCCGUGUACAAAGCCCAGAGCCUGCCCGCAUACAAUGCAGCUUAUCAAUGAAUAGACAAGAUAUCCAACAUGCAUUCGAGGUUUAUAGGGAGGAAUUGCACCCAGUAUAUCCAUUUCUAGAUCUCGAUGAGAUACGAAAACAGAUGGCGAGUCUUUUUGGUAGACCCGAGAAGGAUCUCGACGAGAUAUCCGAUCAAUACAAGAAAACUCUUAGUAUUCUAAGAAUGAUUCUAGCAAGCGUGUCAGUUCUUGAAGCGCGAGGCAAGACAGCUUUUGCGCAGCGUUUGGUUGAUACUGUGGAAGAUGAGAUCGGCACUAUCCUCAGGCAAUCUGAGGUAUCGUUGCCAGAUUUGGAAAUCCUCACUUUGACUAGCAUAUACUACUUCCAUUGCGACGAGCCCGUCCUUGCUUGGAGAAGAAUCGGCAACGCAGCCAGGGCGGCGAUUGAAAUGGGUUUACAUCGUCGAGAGACCCUGGAAAAGAAUUUCCUCGACGUCAACAUGCAAGCUCAGGCUCUAAAAAUCUUUUGGUGCAUCUAUGUCUUGGAUCGCCGGUGGAGCUUUGGUAUUGGGAUGCCGUUUGUAUUACACGACGAGGAUAUUGAUCCUGCAUUACCCACGCGUCAUUGCGAACCAUAUCUACGAUGUAUGAUAUCCUACGGGCAAAUUUGCUCCAAAGUCUGGAAAGCCGUUGCCGGCUUCACUGAUAUCAACGCAACCAACAAAGACACUGUGAACUAUCUCGACUUUCAAAUACAGCAAUGGCUUGAGACGAUCCCGUCAUCACUACACCUUAUCCAUCCACGACUAGGUGAUGCCGCACAAAACCAGCCCAAAGUUCUGCAGAUGCUUCGUACCUUCCUUUAUAUCCGCGCAAACCACAUGCGUAUAUACGUUCAUCGUCACAAUAUCUUAUCUCCCAGCGGUAUUGCGCAGAACCCAAGCGCUGCGUGCUUAGUGAUUGAUAUCGCCAAGGAUACCAUUCAUGUUCUUGUGCAUUUACGUGAGACAUCUACGGUAUACGACACCCAGCAAGUUCCCUUUAACUACUUUCUGGUAUCUGCAUUUUCUGCAAUCUUUCUGGGAGUGUGCCAUGCGCCGGAGAGAUUUAGCCAUACAUGCCGCACAGAAUUCUACAGUGCGUUGGAACUUUUGUAUACUUUGUCUGCCCGAUCUUCUAUAACGCGCCGACUCUGGAAGGGUAUCAAGGGGUUACGGCAUAUUGCACCGCGUUUGGGUCUAUCUCCUACGAAAUCACCGGAAGAUGGAGCUCUUCCUUCAGCGCUCGACAAUUCAAUCUACGACACUAUCCAUCAGGUUGCGCGGACAUCAUCACCAUCGUUUCCUCCAUACCGACAGCGGCGAGCGACCAUUCCAUCGUAUAUUUCUAAUGUACAACACAUUGCGGAUGCUCCAGGCCCAAUAACAGGGAUCAGCCGUCCAGUUCUCACACCUCAGUCAAUCUCUGGAGAAUUUCCACAAACGACCUCCACACAAUACUUGCCAAUAACAAAUUCGACAACCACGGAAACUGCUUCAACGCUUGAAGAUCCUAUGUCACUUUCCACAGUAUCAGAUGUGUACGAGAUGGGCAAUGAUUUGACUGCAUUUUUCGAGGCUUUCUUCUCACAGAAUCAACAGCUAGCUACGGAUGACCAAGGAGCCGGGCACAUGGACUCUUCUGGUUUAGUUGGUGCAGGGUUAGACUUGUUGCAGGAUCGAGAGGAGUUGUCACAGCUUUUCGAGACUUUUUUAUAG
Talaromyces amestolkiae is the source of this 2286-nucleotide messenger RNA. RefSeq lists its product as uncharacterized. Bases 1 to 2286 code for a protein of 761 amino acids. Lineage: Eukaryota; Fungi; Ascomycota; Eurotiomycetes; Eurotiales; Trichocomaceae. Gene Ontology annotation, biological process: positive regulation of transcription from RNA polymerase II promoter by galactose; DNA-templated transcription. Gene Ontology annotation, molecular function: RNA polymerase II cis-regulatory region sequence-specific DNA binding; zinc ion binding; DNA-binding transcription factor activity, RNA polymerase II-specific. The transcript has 5 exons. The record is from RefSeq and is a predicted model, not a curated record. Gene Ontology annotation, cellular component: nucleus.